CUUAAUGUUUCAGCUGGGUCCAUGAUUGUGGCAAAAUGGUGGAUUGGCAAAAGGCACUUCUAAUGGUGUUACUGGCGUUCCUGAUCUAUCCAAACGAUAUUUUUGGAGGCGCUUUUCAACCCGAAUUCUCCGGCCCUAUCACCAAUCUAACCGUGCCACUCGGGAGGGACGCCACUUUCACGUGUCUGGUGAAACAUCUAGGAGGUUACAGGGUCGGUUGGGUAAAGGCGGACACGAAGGCGAUCCAGGCGAUACACGACCACGUGAUCACGCACAACCAGAGGGUGUCCGUGUCCCAUAGCGACCACUCGAUAUGGAACCUGCACAUCAAGGGCGUCCAGAAAGAGGACGGCGGCCUUUAUAUGUGUCAAAUCAAUACGGAUCCCAUGAAGAGUCAGACAGGUCUGCUGUCUAUUGUCGUGCCGCCUGACUUCGACCCCGAAGCUACAUCGAGCGACAUGAUGGUGGGCGAGGGCGGUCAGGUGAAGUUAACGUGCCGGGCGAGAGGCGUACCGGAGCCGCGCGUAUCCUGGCGCCGGGAAGACGGCAAGAACAUUAUAAUUCGGGAGCCAUUUGCAGGAAGCGCCCCGAACCAGAAGUCUCACGUGUCUUCCGUGGCCGAAUUUUCCGGCGAGGAGCUGAAGCUGUCGAAGAUCUCGAGGAACGAGAUGGGGGUUUAUCUGUGCAUCGCCAGCAACGGGGUUCCACCCGCGGUCAGCAAACGUAUUUAUAUCAACGUUCAUUUUCCGCCAGUGAUUCACGUACCCAAUCAGCUGGUCGGCGCGCCCUUGGGGACCGACGUGAUCCUGGAAUGUUUCGUCGAGGCGUCCCCGAUGUCGAUUAAUUAUUGGGUCAAGGACCCCAAGGGUUCGAUGAUAAUAUCCAGCGUCAGGCACAACGUCCAGAUGACGACGAAGUCACCGUUCGAGGUCCGGAUGAGCCUCACGAUCCGGAAUUUGCAGAAAAACGACGUGGGAACGUACCGGUGCGCGGCCAAAAAUUCCCUCGGCGAGGUCGAGAGUAGUAUUCGAUUAUACGAGAUUUCGGGCCCGGCGAAGACGCAGACACCAACAUGGCCACCGUUCUACGACGAGGAGGACGAGGUCCAGUUCGGUUCGGCGGAGAUGGACAAGAUGGAGAACAAGCCACUACCGGUGGAUAACACGGUCCACGGACACGUGGGUUAUCCAUCGCUCGCCACGCCGUCCUCCACGACCCGCGUCGGCAAGAAACGACCGAUCAACGCCAGCUCGGGCGCUGAUCCUUAUCCGCGACGGCUCUUCGUCCUCGUGUCGCCGCUGUUGUGGCUUCUAAUCGUCUGCCGAAGAUGGUGAUGGUGAUGAGAAACCGGGAAAGGGCCGAGGACUUCUGAAGGACCUAAUCGAGGCAUCCAUUGUCAGUGCUCGCACGUUGCGAUUCUCGUAACGCGAUCUCUCGCAAUCAUUCACCUUUGAAGAAGAAGAGUUUUUAUGUACGAUCGACGCUCGAUGACCAUAAAAUUGAAGUUGUUUGUGCAGCCGCCGCGAAAGGACGAUAGAUAGAAUAGGGAAUUGAGGGAAUUCGGUGCUAAUCUCCAAACGUACUACGUUUUAAUUUUGACUGAUCAGUGCGAAGAAGCCGCUACGUCCAGUAGCCAGGCCGCGUAAGGUAUAAAAGCCCGCGAGCUUUAAUCUUCAUUGGCUAUUCAGCAGCUUGCUCGGCUCUGCGCGGCGAAAACAACUUCGAAUGGGCUUAAGUUGCCGCCGCCGCCGCCGCCGCCGACGACGACGACGACGUAUCGUCUUCCUUGAGUGGCUUAUUCGUAAUUCGUAGACCUAAUCAAUGCAUCGGAAACUCGCGGAAGGGAUGAACCAGAUAGGACUGAAGACGGGGAAUGUGCAUUGCCGAGCAUAUAUUGAUCGUGAUACUUGAAUCGAAGAAUCGAUCGGUGAGUGUCAGGUUAAUUAAAUUCAGGGACCGAAUUCGGUAUAAUUUAAUUCGAUGCUAUUCUCGAUGGUAUAGCAUUAAAAUGUCCUACAUUUUUCAUUCCCGGGCAAAGUUAAACUCGUGCAACGCGAUCCCACCUUAUAUCCCGCGCGAUAUCGCCGUUCUGUUUCGAUUUCAACGGUGAACCUGUGAGAACGAGAUCAAUCGAGCUGAAUAGGGACAUUUAUGUAAAAUAUUAACUUCUCUAUUUUGUUACGUGGAAGCGUACGUGUUAUCAAAUCAAAUUGCGGACUCUCGAGCGACUGAAUCGAAAGGUUCCGAAAGAGAGGGAACGACGGACGCGAGGUGUAAGAACGAGGCCAAUGAUAGGACGAUGAGGAGGCUGAAGUCGGACGGAGAGGCGAACGUCAACGGCAAGGAGAGGAACAUAUCUCGAAAUGAAGAUAAUCCUGGGUGUCAUUCGCGCGGAUCGAAGAGUCAGGUGCGUAACUCCUCAGUCUCGGCGGCAAUAAAUCUGCGUGAUAUGUACAUAUUUACGUGUAUCAUAUAACAGGCACGCUCGCACGUGUAAUAUGUGUGCAUACGUCAGGGUAAACUAACACAUUCGUGCCACUCUUCCCCAGCUCCCCCGCUGCGCUCCCUCAGUCGCGAGUGUGCGAGUGGCGCGGCGUUCCGUAGAUAGCCCUUACGAUUACGCCGUUGUGUAAUAGGAUAUGUAUCGCGAGUUUAAAACGAGUAUUGAAAGCUUUAAAGGAGUUCGAGCCGGAAGUAGCGAGGCCGUGUCUCGCGCCCGUCUCGGCGGACGCCCUCGAUCCCCCGAGGGAAUCGAUCGCGGACAAGCGGCCCCAAGUUGUUCGCCACACACGCCUCGAUCACGGACGUGCGAUCGUACCUGUCCUCCACCGCAAACUUUCUUUUCUUCUUCCUCCCCGCAAGGUUACCGCUCGCUUCGGCCAAGUUUUUACAGCGCUCCCGGUUAGCUCUCCAGCAGCGAAACGGUCUCUUCAGUCAACACGGAAUUAAGUGUGUCUUCGGUGGAACAUUUAGUGCUCUACUUUUUGAAUACGAUUCUCAAAACGUUCCCCGAUAGCAGAGUGGAGAGUCUCGCUUUCAAUGAUUGUUCACUCGAGAGUUUCGAGAACGAGCUCUCGAUAUUAGAACUUUCUUUCGGUUGAAAUAAAAUUGGAUGAUAUUCAUCGGGUAUUUAUUCGGCAACUUUAAUCGCGACUGUCAAUCGUGAAUUUAACGCAAACCUGAAAACGAUGCCGGAUAAAACUCCAACUUUUAAAAGUGGAAACUACAAAAAUAACCAAAGUCUAAAGGGCACGUUUCUUUCUUGAAGAAAAAGAUGCUAAAUCCGGCGAUUUUGAGGAAUAACACGAAAUAAUACAUUUUUGGAUAUUGUAUAAGUAAAUGAAAUCACAGUAUGAGUCGAGUACAGUUUUUGUCCUCUUACGUUCAUCGACUUAGCGGCGAAACAGUAAAUUCAGUUUUAUUUCCGUCGAAUGUAACAAGUGUAAUAUUACAUCGAAUUACAGCAAUGCUGCAACUGACUCUUUUACGACGAUAGAUUCUUUGUAAGCUUAUAGUUUCGAAAGAAAUUUAUAAUGUGGCAUUAAACUAAUUUUACUUGCAACCAACGUAAAAUAAAACCGCCGGUGGAAUAUAAAAAAAAAUUACAGACUAAUAUAAAAUUACCGGUUUUAAUGAAAGUUAAAAUAUGCGAGAGAGGUAUUUAAAGCGAUAAAGGAUGUUUCUGAAAAAUCUACAUGGUGUAUAAAUUGCAGGCUGUAGUGAGACUUGUAGGAGCAACUCAAUCAAAAUGUGAUAAGUCAAUAAAGAGUUUCACCGAUCGCGCGUCCUACGAUCAGGAAGUGAUGUCUGACCGCUUGUUUCCGGUGUGAGCCAAACAACUAAUAAGUGUUCGAUAGAUCAGCAACGAUCGUUUUCUGGCGCGAGUUGCUUCAAGUGAGUAGAAUUCGUGUGUGAAAGGAAAGAGGACACGGAGCGAGAGUGUGUGUCUAGAGAGAGAAUGAUACUAAUUAUAUUUUUAUAUUUCCCCCAUAGCGCGCUUACGUUCCGUACCGAUAGAUUUUCAAUUACUGUCAAAGCCUCCAGCCAUUCCAUCGUUGCUAUCGUGAUAUUCGGUUUUCGCAGUAAUUUCUCUAAUUAUACUUGACGUUGUAACAGCGAACGUCGUGACGUAAUGGCGUGUCCAAUCUGGCUGUUCCGAUUCCGCUUUCGGAUCUCCAUCCUGCUUUCAGACGAAAAUCCACAAAGUGGAUCUAUCACGACCGUGGAAAGAUAACAAAAUCGAUCGCAUCGAUUCCCACGCACCGCUCGCCGCGACAGUUUUGUAUUCACUUGCUAAAUAAAUCGGGCGUUCCCGUGGGUGCUUGGUUUUGAAGUUUUAUGGCAACCGAAAUUGCGUCUCGUUACGCUUCGCGGUUCGUUUUCGGUACUCGCCGUCACAGCUCUCUCGCAGGAGCGUCAUACGUGCCCAAUUUCCAUUAAAAUCCAUUCUCGCGUGUGUGUCUCGAUCGAUUUGUCCUUCACGAUCGGCUCGCCCACACGCCUCGUCGUUCUUAAAUACCGAUCUCGAACUUUUUUUUUUACGUUAAAUAUCAAAUAUCUUUCCCCGUUCUACCUAAUUUCGAGGUAAAACCUGCAAUAAAGUUUCUACUGCAAAUAGUUUAUAGUUUCAAAGUAAAAUUGAUAUUCGAAAAAAAAAGAGAGGGAAGUUUUACUGGCAAAAUGGUUAUAAAGUAUUUGCUAGCAUUGUUCUAAAAUGCAUGACAAAAUGCAUUGGACAUACAUUAAAUAUAGGAGAUACUCUCCAUGAUUUAAGAGACAGACUCGUUACUUUAUAUUACUUUAUACUCUCGAUAUUGCAGAUGCACGUUGCUCCACUGAAACGCCGCAUAUCUGAUAAAUUUUGUCGCUUGCAACGUUUUCCUGGGGAACUCUUCAAUUAACCAAUGGCCCAUUUCGCGUUCGAUAUAAUAUGCGACGUGCCACAUUCGUCACUGCAAUCUACGUCGAAAUGGUCAGUCGCAAAAAAAAAAAAAACCCCCCGGCCAGUUCGCGAAGCGUCCUCAAGCGUCCUCACGAGGGCCAAUGAAUGGUCGCUCUCUCGGUGACCGAAAAAAAAACCCUCGAGAAAAAAAAUCGCGACGCUUUUUCCCCCGACGGGCCAAAUCACGCUCGUUUGCGACACGCCGCCCGUAGCCUGCGAGGCCGCGGACGAGCGUGUUCCCUCUUAUUUCGUCGGAGGGAAUCCCCGUUUCAGGGCGAUUAUCGUCUCUUUCUCUCUCUCCCUCUCUCUAUCCGGCGACGCGGGGAAACGGCGGAGAGGUGGGCCGCCCUCUCUCUCGGUCACCGUGAGAAAUUAUAAGGGCGAAUCCGCCUUUAAGGACUGGCGGAAGAAGAUCUUAGUUCCUCCAUAAAUAAACACAACUGCCCGCGCAGCUGGCGCGGACGUAAUUCAUCGUGAAUUAAUUUAAGGGCCACUCCGCCGCCCUACCUCCCCCCCAUUGCCCUCCGUUGUCUCACGUUUUCAUUAGAAGCCGCGCCGAGGCCGCCAUUUGGCGGCUCUCGCCUUUAUGCUGAUUUUAUUUCCCUUCUUUCGCGAACUCCAGCGCCCGCGGAGUAAUUGUGCGGUAUUAUUAUCCGCCGCAGGGCUCGGGGCGGCACGAACGACCGCAUGACGUACGGUCCGUCGAGCCGGGCGAGGGCCAAAGUCAGGAGGAUUUGACGGUCCGCCAAAAGCCCUUGCCCGCCGUACGUCCUCGUUCUCACCGCCGUUCUCGUCGUCAACAUCCUCGCGGCGCCCGAAGAUGUCGAUGGUCCCUUCGUACGACUUCCAAACGAGCUUACCGGUCCGUUUCGACCACGUCGCGUAGUCGUCUCUGUAAAGUUACAGCCGUAGCUGCAGUCGCAACACCUCCUCGCGCCGGCCCUUCAAGCCAGUCUCUCCGGCUGCGACUGCUCGUAGAUUUCUCUGCCCCCCUCGGCCGCUCGCUUAAUCUCCGUCGGUUACGCUUAUUAAAGCCCCGAGAGGUACGACGUGUAAGCCCGUCGAGGCGAUAUACACGUGGGACGCAGAUAGUUACGUAUGCGAGCUGGUUGCACGACUGUUGGUUUAUCGCGCCCUCGCAGUCGGUGCUUCUCGCCGUUUUCGACAUACCAGGCGAAGGGUGCAGUUUCGGAAGUGCACACUUCAACACGUCGCAACGAUCAAUGUAAUUUCGCGACUCAUCGCAAAGGGAUAAAUGUCCUAUGUGCGAAACAUUUCCUCCAGUUUCGCCCCUAAUUCGUUAAAUAGCACUCAGAAGCGUGAUAACCGUGCGACAAGGGGUGUGCGAAAAUGAUUAACAUGAUAGAAAAUUACACACGGUGAUCGUUUCUGACCCCGAGACUGAUGGACGGACGAUUCGCGAGUCGAUGUUCGAUCGACCCUCAGUGUCUUCCUACGUGCAAUUGAAAUAUCGAUAAUGUUUUUUAAACGCCACUUCUUCGCCCGGGACGCUUCAACAUUGAUAUAUUUUGGCACUUUAACUGCCAGACGAUUUCGGAUUUUUCUACGACACGAUCGAACAGCUUCGAGAAGUUUGUUUUAUGAGUCUUAAGUGGGUCGAUUGAACUGGUAUAAAGUUUUAAGAGUUUUGGGGAAGGAGAAUUAGCCAACUUCCUUUUAUCUGCGUGAAUUAUCGCCCCUGUAGAUCGUCCCUUUCGGCAUUCACAUUGACAUUGUGUGAAAUAAUGCUAUGUUUUUAUCUCCCAGCGUUUCGCGAUGUUGUACGAAUAUUCGUAUACCUCGCGCGAUGCAAAUUUCAUUUAUUUUUCUUUACUUUACUUCAAUUAUGUGAUAUUGUCGUUUUAACGAUCCUUCCUUCGAAUAGAAUGUCGAUAUAGUAUACGAUUCCUGAACUUUCGUCCUCUUUUUGCUCCGGUAUACCCAUGCUUAUCUUUUUCAUGGCUCCUCUUUUAUUUACUUUAGUUUUCGCAACGUGGCUUGUUGCAGUCGUUAGUUUUUCUUUGCGCUUAUUGAGUCGUAAAUAACAUAUCUUCCUUAUCGAACGAAAACACCGUUGCAAAAAAAAACCGAGCCGAAUACCUGUUCUAGAAUUUUUCGCUCUUCGUGCAGUAGUUUUCACAAUCGAGUUUCGAAGCUGCGUUAACUUGCACAAACACGCACACAGAUACGUGCUCGCGUGCGCGCACGCAAGAAGUAAGUAAAUUUAAAGCAUUUUUAGUUCGUGUCAUUGACGUACUAUCUCACCCC
This is a messenger RNA of Vollenhovia emeryi, 7210 nucleotides long. Its product is annotated as lachesin-like. Lineage: Eukaryota; Metazoa; Arthropoda; Insecta; Hymenoptera; Formicidae. Gene Ontology annotation, cellular component: neuron projection. The coding region runs from base 36 to 1334 and encodes 432 amino acids. The record is from RefSeq and is a predicted model, not a curated record. The transcript has 9 exons.